GUCUGAUCCAACAGCACGCGGCUGCCGUGCGCUGGGGAUCCCCAACCGUGCCUCCACCAACUCUCUGCAUCUUUUUUUUUUUUUACACGCGCGACCUCCGACAGCAGCGAACGAGCCCUCGGAACCACAUCCUACCGCGCAGGAAACCGACCGGGCAGAAGCGAGUCUCGGAAACACCACCGCCGCCAUGUUAAUCAAGGUCAGGACGCUCACGGGCAAGGAGAUCGAGCUCGACAUCGAGAGCGAAUACAAGGUCUCUCAGAUCAAGGAGAAGGUCGAGGAGAAGGAGGGCAUCCCGCCCGUUCAGCAACGGCUGAUCUUUGGCGGCAAGCAAAUGGUCGAUGACAAGACCGCAUCCGACUACGCCCUCGAGGGUGGCGCCACCCUGCAUCUUGUCCUGGCGCUGCGUGGAGGGUGCUGAGGGGAUAGGGGGCUCUGAAGUACGGAUAGAGUUGGCUGGACACCCUGCCUACAGAUGGCGGAUCGACAAACAUAGGAGAAACAAGAGUAGACAGUAGUGAUAUCCCGUCCUCGCGUCACCCAUUAGAACAGCCGAAAGUCGGGUUGUUUUAUGCCCCUUGUAUGCCUCGAUUGAUCAGCGGCAUCGCCAAGAGGCUUCUGCCCGGGACGCGUUUUAGUUGAGCGAAGUAGAGGAUCUGGCGUCAAACAGAUUAUCAUUCAUAAUCGCAGUAAGCAGUAGAAGCUCCAACAACACCCGAGUUUACCUCAUAAACGGGUAGCAGCUCGUUGAUUUCAUUGAACAGAAGAUAUAUCCCAAAACGCCUCCGAACUGAUGCUUUGCAUCUAUAUGCAGAAUCCAGC
This is a messenger RNA of Gaeumannomyces tritici R3-111a-1, 822 nucleotides long. Its product is annotated as NEDD8. Gene Ontology annotation, molecular function: protein tag activity; ubiquitin protein ligase binding. Gene Ontology annotation, biological process: regulation of proteolysis; modification-dependent protein catabolic process; protein neddylation. The record is from RefSeq and is a predicted model, not a curated record. NCBI's taxonomy places the organism in Eukaryota, Fungi, Ascomycota, Sordariomycetes, Magnaporthales, Magnaporthaceae. The transcript has 4 exons. Gene Ontology annotation, cellular component: nucleus; cytoplasm. Bases 188 to 421 code for a protein of 77 amino acids.